CUCGGCGCGGGGAGUGUGCAGGGAGCCACGGGGAGGGGAAUGUGAUGUGGCUUUGUGUCGGUGCCCAACGAUGAACACACAGAAUCAGGCGGCUCUGCAUAUCUCCACAAAGGACCCAGAAGAUGACUUCGAGCUCCUCCAGAGGGUUGGUAGCGGCACGUAUGGGGAAGUGUUCAAGGCUCGGCAAAAACAUACUGGUCAGCUGGCAGCGGUGAAGAUCAUCAAGAUGGAACCUGAUGACGACUUUUCCGUUAUUCAGCAAGAGAUAUCCAUCGUGAAAUCCUGCAUGCACCAGAACAUUGUGGCAUAUCAUGGAAGCUACAUCAGGUCCAACAAGUUGUGGAUUUGUAUGGAGUUCUGUGGAGGUGGCUCACUACAGGAUAUUUACCACGUCACUGGCCCGCUGUCCGAGCUCCAGAUCGCCUACAUCAGCAGGGAAACGCUACAGGGUUUGGAAUAUUUACACAAUCAGGGGAAGAUACACCGAGAUAUUAAGGGCGCAAACAUUCUCAUCAAUGACAACGGCGAUGUGAAACUAGCUGAUUUUGGGAUUUCAGCACAAAUUACGGCCACGUUUGCCCGGAGAAUGUCCUUCAUCGGAACGCCGUAUUGGAUGGCUCCGGAGGUGGCCGCGGUGGAAGUGAAGGGCGGCUACAACGAGCUGUGUGACAUCUGGGCGGUGGGCAUCACGGCCAUUGAGCUGGCGGAGCUGCAGCCCCCCAUGUUCGACGUUCACCCCCUCAGGGUUCUCUUCCUCAUGUCCAAAAGUGGUUACCAGCCUCCCAAGUUAAAGGAUAAAGCCAAGUGGAGCUCAGCGUUCCACAACUUUGCGAAGGUGACCUUAAUAAAGAACCCAAAGAAGAGGCCGGCAGCGAGUAAGAUGCUGACGCACCAGUUUGUGUCACAGUCGGGCCUGAGCCGUGCCUUGGUGCACGAGCUGAUCGACAAGCUUCGUAACCCAGAGAAGCACUCCAGCCUGGGGGAGGUGGACGAGGAUGAGACGGAGAUUGAGCCUCCGCCCACAGUCCCCCGCAGGAUUCAGUCGACCAACCGGCAGCAACAAGCGGUCAGGACCAGCUCGGAGAUAAUGCUUCACAAUGUCCAGUAUGAAGAGGCCUUGCGGAGGGAGGAGGUCUUGCAGAGCAAGGACCAAUGUCAGGAGCACAUCCCUGGAUAUUCACAGCCUGCAUCCAGUCCUCGGAGACGGAUAGGGAGGGAGAAAUCGGAUUCGGACGACGACUAUGAUGAUAUCGCCGUACUGACGAGGACCCUGCAAGCAGACUGCCCCCCACCUCUGCCACCCAAGCCCAAGUUCCGGACCAGCUCUGAGGAGAGCCUGCCGGAGGAGGAGAAGGUUUCCACGGUGAUUCGCCGGCCCGCGUGCCGGGUGCUACGGGCCUCGCUGGUCCGCUGCUCCAGCGGCCCUCUGGAAGCUUCUAGAAAGCCGGUGGCGGGACACUCCAGGAGCCCAGUCCACACCGCCAUCAAUGUCAGCAGCUCAGAUCCCAGCCAGUGGACGAGCCAUCUUCCCAGGGACACCGGAGAAACUCCACCACUGCUGCCACGGAGGAAGGAGAGGAAGGAGAGACUGGUCCCACCUGAAGCUGAAGCGCCAGUGGUCCAGAAGGUGCAGGUGGAGGUCCCAUUACAGAAAGUGUUCAACGGCUGUCCUUUGAAGAUUCAUUGUGUGACAGUGUGGACGCAUGCCAACACAGGAGCCCAGCACCUGAUACUGGGGUCGGAGGAAGGGAUUUACUCCCUGAAUCUCAAUGAACUGCAGGAGGCUACAUUAGAACUGCUCUAUCCAGGACGAUGCAUUUGGGUUUACAUAGUCAGCAAUGUAUUAAUCAGCAUCUCAGGGAAAGCUCUACAGUUACACUCACACAGCUUGUUGGGGCUGUACGAACAGGCCAAGAAGGAACAGAGGUCCAUGGUCCACAUUACAACACAUCGAUUACUACUACCCAGGAGGAAUGUAACAUCCAGUAAGAUUCCAGACACCAAGGGCUGCAGGAAGUGUUCUGUAGUGCGGACCUCGUCGACAGGAUGCUACUACCUGUGUGGGGCGCUGGAGUCCAGCAUCGUUCUCUUGCAGUGGUACGAGCCCAUGCAGAAAUUCAUGCUGAUUAAGCAUUUUGACUUCCCGCUGCCCAACCCGCUGCGGAUGUUCGAAGCACUGGUGGUCCCGGAGCAGGAAUAUCCCAUCGUGUGCAUUGGGAUCAGCACCAGGUGUUCCUCCGACAAGGUGCUGGAGUUCCAGACCAUCAACCUCAACUCUGCCUCUUCCUGGUUCACCGACCUGGGGACAGCAGGUCAGCCGCAGGAGUUUACCCACGCCAGCCAGCUGGACAACGAGACGGUGUUGGUGUGUAUCGGCCAAAAUAUAAAAAUUGUAAAUAUUCGAGGGAACCUGAAGACAAGUAAGGAUCUAAUCUCGGAGGUGACGUUUGAUAAUCCUAUGGAAUCUGUGGUCUGCUUCUCCGACAGCAUCCUGGGCUUUUGGAGACACGGAAUGCAACGGAAGAGUUUCAGGAACUGUGAGAUUUAUGAGCAGAAAACUGAAACCAGCCGCUUAUACCGUCUUUUGGGAGCUGACAGUUGCAGGCUGGUUGUCUAUGAGACCAAGCCGACCGACGAGCCCACUUCCCACAGCAACCUGUACACCAUGAAGGUGCCGGAGAACCCUUUCACGGACUGAGUUGCUGCCCGCUCGGACGGAGACUCCGCCAGGGAGGGUGACCAUGACCUGGGCACAACGGGACUGCUGCCAGUUGGUGGGUGGUGGUGGUGUGCCGGAUAUAUCAAGGUGCAGAGCCAUUCUCGUCGUCAUUACGUGGGUGGAAACGUUGGCGAUUAUUAAAUCACCAUCGGAACGAUCGCUGUCGGUAUUUGUGUGACUACAUUUACAAAACCAGAAAUGUGUAAAGUUUCAGUGAGAAUCGAAUGAAAUCGUAAGUGGUAUAAAUAAAGAAAUAUAUUU
Molecule: messenger RNA, 2980 nt
Organism: Leucoraja erinaceus (little skate)
Lineage: Eukaryota; Metazoa; Chordata; Chondrichthyes; Rajiformes; Rajidae
Product: mitogen-activated protein kinase kinase kinase kinase 5-like
Exons: 32
Coding region: 71-2698 (875 amino acids)
Biological process (GO): protein phosphorylation
Molecular function (GO): ATP binding; MAP kinase kinase kinase kinase activity
Source: RefSeq, a predicted model, not a curated record